Triticum dicoccoides is the source of this 1920-nucleotide messenger RNA. RefSeq lists its product as uncharacterized. Gene Ontology annotation, molecular function: protein binding. Bases 398 to 1714 code for a protein of 438 amino acids. The record is from RefSeq and is a predicted model, not a curated record. The transcript has 3 exons. NCBI's taxonomy places the organism in Eukaryota, Viridiplantae, Streptophyta, Magnoliopsida, Poales, Poaceae.
CCCACUCGAACACGCUGAAACCCUAAUUUUUCCUCAUCCCCCGAGUGGCUUGACCUUGUGUGCUGGCCUCUGGAUCGAGUUCCCAGCCGCUCCUCGUCCCGUCUGCCUCCCGGAUUCCAGAUCGAGCUCGCUCGGUUCCGCUCCGCCGUCCGCACCUCGCACAAUGGCCUCUAGCUCGAGAUCUACUCCUGGCCUGGGUGCGGACGAGCACGACCCCUCCACGGUUUGACCGCCUCACUCCACCGAUCUGCUGUUCUGCCUCACUCAGCCGCCUUCUUCCCCGCCGCAGUAGGCGCCCAAAUCGGAGGCGACGGAACACACUCGUGAGUCGUGAGGCGCACGUAGCUCGACGCCGCCGCUGGAACCUCCGUGGUUGACUGCACUCAGACAGCGCACGAUGCCGGACAGGAAAGGCGACACCCAGCUCGAGGACCUGCCCGAGGAGAUCAUGGAGAUGAUACUCAUCCGGCUGCCGUCCAAGGACGUCAGCCGCUGCCGUGCUGUCAGCACGUCAUGGCGCAGUGCCACCUCCACGCCUAAAUUCAUGCUCGAACACCACCGCCGCCAGCCGUCGUUCCCCAUCAUCAGCGGGGAGUGUGGGCCUGCCAGUUUAGUCGUCUUUCGUGAUGCCGGUGCUGGUGAUGCCGGUGCUGGUGCCUCCAGUCAACAGCUCUGGCCCUUCCUCCCGGGUGCCAAACACCGUUCUGGGAAUUGGCUCCAAGUCGCCUCUGAUGGCUUCAUCAUCAUCGCCAGUAAUACCCGGUGCCAAUCACGAUUCUACAUCUGCAACCCGACCAUCCAACAGCAUGCUCUCCUACCACAGCCUCAGUUGGGGGAAGAUAUCUGCAACAGCAUAAUCGGCCUCUACCAGCAUCAUCCAACCAGAGAAUAUAGGGUGCUCUGGGUCUCACAGGACUUGUCUGAAGACUCGCAAAACUUGUCUGAAGACUCGCAAAACUUGUCUGAAGCCUUGCUGUACGUCCUCACAGUGGGAUCCUACGAACCGAGGCACGUCAGAGUCAGAAUACCAACAGACUCGUGUACUUCCGUGGAACAAAAGUUACUGAGUGGGCUGUCCUAUCGGUGUUAUUCUCCACCUCCACCACCAGCCCACCAUCAUGGCUGCCUGCACUGGUUUACUUAUGAUGACAGCGACAUUACCGGAGGUGCCGGAGACAUUAUUGUGUUCGACACAGAAGCUGAGUCUUUCCGGUGGAUGAACAGUCCUGUUAGUCCUGCGCGGAAUCUCUCCCAGUCGCUCUAUGAUAGAAGGUUGUUCAACAUGAAGGGGACGCUUGCUUUCUGGGGCGGCUCGCCCAGUUCCAGCGCUAUAGAUGUUUGGGUGAUGCAGGAUUAUGAGGCCGAAAUCUGGGCGUUCAAGUACCGGAUUGAUGUGUCAACGGUGGAAGCAUCACGACAACUUUAUUUAACUUCUUUCAAAAGGAAAAGGAAAACACCACUUGAUUUAACAGUGGAACAGUUCAAUGAGAUGGCUGUGCUCAAUGAGCGUGAGCUGCUGAUCAGGUUCAAUAAUAGAAUACAUGUGUUGCGCUGCGACAUUGAUGGCAAGUUCUUAGGUAUCGCGAACAUCGGGAAGAGUCAAUAUCAAAUGUUGCUUACUCACCAGCACCUCCAGGAGAGCAUUAUUCCAAUUCCGUCCCAUGAGAUGCAAGAAGAAGAUGACGAGCCUUCACUCUUCACAGGGCGUGUCUGAAUGUUCAAGACUCCUGGUUUGCUUUGCCAUUUGAUUCAGAUCAGGUCUUUUGUUCUUAGCCCCACUUGUUAAGUAUACUGCCAGCACUUAACAUAUCGUUUUGGAUGGUUGCAGUAGCACCUGCAAUGUCAUCAUUUGGUGCUUAUUAUAAUGUCUUGAAUGACUUAUUAAUGCCCUGAACUAUAUGGUAUUAGAACCUUUUAUCA